Hydractinia symbiolongicarpus is the source of this 3002-nucleotide messenger RNA. RefSeq lists its product as uncharacterized. Gene Ontology annotation, molecular function: G protein-coupled receptor activity. The record is from RefSeq and is a predicted model, not a curated record. Bases 60 to 2651 code for a protein of 863 amino acids. NCBI's taxonomy places the organism in Eukaryota, Metazoa, Cnidaria, Hydrozoa, Anthoathecata, Hydractiniidae. Gene Ontology annotation, biological process: G protein-coupled receptor signaling pathway; cell surface receptor signaling pathway. The transcript is spliced from 2 exons. Gene Ontology annotation, cellular component: membrane.
GACUUGAACAUAUCGAGUAAGGAAGUCAAAUUGAAUAUAUUUAAACUCAAAAAACAAAGAUGUCAAAGAAAUUAUUUACCAUACAAAUUCUCUUCUCCAUCUGCGUGACAGUUUAUUGUUCACAGUUUCCCACCGAAAAGUUUUUCGGAUUGGAUAAUAUUACAUCCAAUCAGAACAUGUUAAUCGACCGUUUGAUGUGUUCGCACGAUCCUGAAUCCUUCAAAGUUUGUCGUUGCGAUGAUGACUGUAUGAAAUUCAAAUCAUGUUGCAUUGAUGCAUUAUGGGACCACAACAGUAGCAUGCCAUUGGAUAUCUAUCUUGAACACUUUUUAAAGGAAGCUUUAAAGUAUCCAGACUUGAUAUGUGAACCAAUCAUAAGUGAUCUACCAAAAACGCAUAUUGCGGAGACCAUUUUUAUGAUGUCAACAUGUCCAAAAGAUUCGAAUCAAGACGAUAUUCACAAAUGCAUACAGAAUCAAAAAAAUACGUACUUACUGCCCGUGCAAGACAAAAGUGGUCGCACUUACAAAAAUAAAUACUGUGCUAUAUGCAAUGGUGUUCUCGAAUUUGAGAUAAUGAAUGUGAACGCGGCUUGCGAAAACAAGAUAAGUAACGAUAGCAGUAGUAUACUAAAGCAGUAUAGUGAUUGCAAAUUUUCAUUGGUUAAGAAGUCUGACAACACUGUCCAAUCAUGUAACAUAAACGCAGUGGUGCCGUGUAACGUAAAAAACGAUUUUGAAUGUCAACUAUGCGAAUCGUACGCCGGUGGAAUACAAUAUAACAACACAUGUUUUCGUAAUUUCCAUUGUUUUAAAAACCAAUAUGGAAACUCAGCUGUGAGGAAGAUCUUUACCUCAAGUGAUAAAUUCUGCGAAGUUUUAAGUUGGGAUCAUGGGUUUGGUUUUGGGAUAAGUUUUCCCUCAUACUCUCUACUGGUGAGUUAUUUGUCUGGUGAACAGCUUAGAGAACAAACUGAGGGAAAGUUAUGUAGUAGCAGCGGGCAAAUUUAUGAUAAAGAUACGGAUUCUUGUGUCAGUGACAUUGUAUGCGGCCAUGGCUACAAAUUAGAAGGAACAAAGUGCAAAAAAAUAGCAACUGUGUUUACAGAACCAAAUAAUAAAAUGCUCAACGCGCAUGCGUCAAAGGAAAUGAUAAUCCAGGGCUGUCUAUCACCCUACGGAUACUAUAUACACGAAAAAAAUAACAGUGCAAACAGAUCGAUGUUUGAUGAUUUGAAUGGUAUCAACAUAUUUAACAAUGCCUCGAUGGUUAUCAAGAAAACAUACAUAUCGAAUAGAACUCGAUAUCCCAGUUUUAAAGUUUACCGUACGUCCUCAAAUAUUGUACAUGCGACGGAAUUAUAUGGUGUCGAUUUCAGGAGAAGUUUUAGUGAAUCCAAAAUAUGCGCUCAUCCUGUCAUACAUUCAAAGGACUCCUUCACAAUUUCAAAAAACUGUUUUGUUUUUCUAAAUACUUCUAUACUGUAUCUUGGUGAGUAUAUUCUCGUUACGUACAACGAUGAAGUAUCAAAUGAAACGUAUUUGAUCACAUGUGAGAAAUUUCACUUGAAUUCUAACUGUCCAUUACAAAGACUAACUAGAUACAAUCAUUCCAAAAAUAACACGAUCACGGCCGACAAUCAUGUGUAUUUUGCCGAGCAAUACACGCCGUUAAACUCUGGGCUUGGUGUUUGCAUAAACAAAGAGGGUGCGGUACACAAAUGGGUGGAAGUUUUAACAAGUGUGGAAGAAUACUUGACUUUGAUUGGUUGUUCGCUAAGCAUUAUUGGAUACAUGUGUGUAAUUCUAACCUAUUCGUGUAUACUGGAACUACGAACCAUACCUGGAAAAAACGUGGUAUGCUUAUGUAUAAUGUUGAUGUUGUCUGACAUUUUGAUGCUGUCCAGUGUUGGGACCAGAGAAAAUAAACAUGCAUGCAAAGCCACUGCGAUGAUUUUACAUUAUGUUGUGCUGUCCAUACAAUGUUGGUCAGGUGUCGUCGCAUUUGACAUUUGGUCAACAUUUCAGGGAAAAUCUUUAAAAAGAGACAUAAGAAGUAAAAAGCGUUUCCUUUGUUAUUGUUUAUUCGCUUGGAUAUGUCCACUUUGCAUUCUAACAUUAUGCGUUAUACUUAACGAAACUGGUGUUGUUAUUAUGGGAUACGGUGACCAUGGAGUUUGUUGGAUCUCUAACGUCAUGUCACGUAUUGUGACGUACAUCGUACCUGUCGUUAUUUUUACUGUAUUGACGACAACAGCAUUGGUGUAUACUCUAUGUUGUAUCCGCCGACAGAGCAAAAAGUCAAAAAAAUUGUUAAGCAAAUCUGGAGGAGACAACAUCAGUUUGACUCGCAUGGCGCUAAAGCUAAUUCUCCUCCUGGGAGUGAUAGAAAUUUGCGGUUUAUUACAAACGACGGACACGACUGAAGGGAGCGUAGCUUUCAAUUUCGUGUUUCGAUUAAUCUACUCAGUUUUAAGAAGUUUUCGAGGCGUGUUUAUAUGUCUGCUUUAUGUCGUGACAGACAGAGUAUUCACAGUUUAUCAAAAGGUUCGAGAAAGAAGAACUUAUCGCUCUUCGACACGAUUUACGAGUGAAUCGAGAUCUCGAAAGAGCACACAGAUAAGCACGGUAGAUCACAAUUCUUCCGUAUAAAUGCACUGAUAUAUUGAAACUUCGUAAACAUAUAAAAAAGAUGCGAAAAAUUAAGUUUAUUGAGCCAUCAUCGUCACUAACGUAAGAUAUUAACGAAAAUUACAACGUCGUAGACAUCAAGAUGGUGAUCCUUUAGAUAGUGGUCGUAGUUAUGAGAUUGUGAAAACUGUCCACAGAUGACUAUCGACUACAAAAGAAUAAAUGAUUUGUAAACAUGUUCACCCCCCCCCCCCCGCCCCCCAACAAAUGGGUGCCUGCUAGUGUGAUUAUAUAGUGAAGAAAUGUAAAUAGAUAAGUAAAUAAAAUUUAUGUUUUAUUUAUCUGCUACUAAAUCUGUUUUUCUUACUUAAC